CUAGCUGCAGCCGCCUCCGAGUCGCGCGCGGAGCGUGGAGCGGAGCUGAGUAGUCGCGGCUGCGGCCAGCUCGAAGCCGGGACUGUCCAGCGAGCGCAGCGCAGCGCGGCGGGAGCCGGCAGCCAACACAGCCCCGGAGCUGAAGUAGCGGUCGCGCCGCCGUCCACGGAGCCCUGCCGAGCCGGUCAUGGCGUUAUCGAUGCCACUGAACGGGCUGAAGGAGGAGGACAAAGAGCCCCUCAUCGAGCUCUUCGUCAAGGCUGGCAGUGAUGGGGAAAGCAUCGGAAACUGCCCCUUCUCCCAGAGGCUCUUCAUGAUUCUUUGGCUCAAAGGAGUUGUGUUUAGUGUCACUACCGUGGACUUGAAAAGGAAGCCUGCAGACCUGCAGAACUUGGCCCCUGGGACCCACCCACCAUUUAUAACUUUCAACAAUGAAGUGAAAACGGAUGUCAAUAAGAUUGAGGAAUUUCUUGAAGAAGUCUUAUGCCCUCCCAAGUACUUAAAGCUUUCACCAAAACACCCAGAGUCAAAUACUGCCGGAAUGGACAUCUUUGCCAAAUUCUCUGCUUAUAUCAAGAACUCAAGGCCAGAGGCUAACGAAGCCCUGGAGAGGGGUCUUUUGAAAACAUUGCAGAAACUGGAUGAAUAUUUGAAUUCUCCCUUACCUGAUGAAAUUGAUGAGAACAGUAUGGAGGACAUUAAAUUUUCUACACGUAAAUUUCUGGAUGGCAAUGAAAUGACACUGGCUGAUUGCAACCUGCUGCCCAAACUGCACAUCGUCAAGGUAGUGGCCAAAAAGUACCGCAACUUCGAUAUUCCAAAAGGAAUGACUGGCAUCUGGAGAUACUUAACUAAUGCUUACAGUAGGGAUGAGUUCACCAAUACCUGUCCCAGCGAUAAGGAGGUCGAAAUAGCAUACAGUGAUGUCGCCAAAAGACUUACCAAGUGAAACAGCACUUACAAGAGCGAUGUCAUCCAUCUUCCCCUAAGAAUUAUGCUUUUCCUAACAGACUGCUCCUCUUCUUAUGAAGUAGAAAUGUAUUUUGCAUGAACCUGCAGUUAUUCAAGAUUAGGAUCAAGGAUAGACAAGGUAUAGUAGCUGUCUUGAAAUGUACACUCCUAAGCAGUAUUAUUUUAAAACUCCUUUCCCCCGCUACCUCCCUGUCCGUAGUCUUCUCUCCUGCCGCUCGGGGACACUCCGUCAUAAGCCCUUCAUGUGCAAGACUCUCUAGAACCGUCACCGUCAUGUCCAUGCGCUGUGUGUAGAUGGCAGAACUUUUGAGGUACAAUGUUCAGUAGUAGCCAUGACAUCAGCCAGCCCCAGCCUGGUGCACAGUGCAUGGUACAAGGAAUAUUUAUGUAGUUUUUUCCCCCUAAUUUUGUAGUAUUUCAUAAGAGCAUAUGAAAAGAUUGCUACUGUAUCAGAAACUGUUUCAAUUUAGUCUAUUUUGCAUAUGUACUAAAGGAUAUCAGCAGAGAAGAGACCCUUCUACAGAAAGUUACUACAGAUUGUUAUUUUCUUUGUAGAUGAAUUUUAAAAUUUUGCCUAAAAUCUUUUGUCCUUGAUAUGAAUUAUAACAUCUGACAGUAUGUGGGAGCUAAGAGUUCAGAGGCAGGGAUGCUAUUCUCAAGCUCUCGGGCAUUUGAUCCUUACAGGAGAAUCCCAUGGGCAGCAGAUGCUCCCUCUGAAUGUGCCCUUGGUUGCGUAGCUUUUCCAGUGCCAUUCAUUUGGAACAUUAUUGCCUUCUUUGUUUUAAAAAGGCUCCUUUUUAAGCAGCAGUAGACCUUGCUGUUGUAAAUCUUUCGAGCAACACUACAUAAAUUGGUAGUUAAUUUAGUUAUGGAAGUAUGGUGACUAGCAAUGUAAAAAUUAAUUCUUACAGAAAUUAACCUAAGGAGUGUAGGAUGGGUUUGUUACAGUACCAAGUGAAUUUGUUUCUAAAGCAUAUUUAAUAUAGGUAAUCUGGAGAAUGCAUUACCAGUCUACAUUAAAAAUGAUCUAAUACUCCCUUUCUACUUCUGUUUGCUGUUAGACUUUGCACAGAGGAUAUUGUUCAUUGCUUUUGGAUUAAAUCGUAGCUGUUUUGUCUCGUCUCAGUCACUGUAUUCCUUGAGUUAAAUUUUUCUGCAACUACACUGAAGAAAAUUAUUCUUU
Molecule: messenger RNA, 2155 nt
Organism: Octodon degus (degu)
Lineage: Eukaryota; Metazoa; Chordata; Mammalia; Rodentia; Octodontidae
Gene: Clic4
Product: chloride intracellular channel 4
Exons: 6
Coding region: 188-949 (253 amino acids)
Source: RefSeq, a predicted model, not a curated record